UCAAAAUGUAAUGGUCCAUUGUUUACAGGCUUGUUCUGGCUGCUGCUUGUGGGCUUUGAGUACAUUUAGAACCGCUGUAAAAACACAUUUAGAGGACAGAGCUAAAGCUUAACAUGUUUGUGAGGGAUGCAAGCCGGCUAUUAUCUAAAACAGACAUUACAUGUAGCUUAAACUAACGUUAGCUAUAGCCCACUGUUCAACCUGACAGUACCCCGGCUGGCAGGCUGCAGCUCUGGCUGGAAGCACAGUCCGCACGGCUGACCGUCGAACAAGUCGGCCUGCUGGUUAAUAUGGAAUAUUUUCACAGCGAGGGGUGCCAAAUCCAUUUUCACCGGCGGGAAAAAGCAGCCCUGCUGUAGCGUGGAUUAGAAAACCAGCUGAUAUCGCCCGGCUUUAUGGCUUCUGGCUCCGGAGACGAAGAGGGAACGACGGACGGAGCUGCAUGGAGACUCAUAGGCCCGACCUCGGUGCUUUCCAAGCAGCGCUGCCGGCUCAUGUACUCCUCCCUCGGCUACGACUCUGAUGUGUGCCUCUUCUACGUGAAGGGGGAGUUCUUCGCAAUGGAUGCCCGCUGCUCGCAUUCCGGCGGACCCUUGUGUCAGGGGGACAUCGAGGAGGCUGAUGGGGUCCUGCAAGUCUUCUGCCCCUGGCACGACUACGACUUUGAUCUCAGAACAGGGAAGUCAGGGACCUCCUUACAGCAACAGGUGUAUGAAGUCAAGUUGGAGGAUGGGAACGUGUAUGUCAAACACCCAAGCCGUCUUUCCUUACAGCCUUUUCCUGCAGGCAAGAAGAGCUGAACAACAUCAGUGGGAAUGCUUCAUCCUUCAGCUCAUCGUGAGCCCACUCUGGCUAUUUUUAAGACUUGUUCCACAAACCUAAGCCAUUUGAAACAUUCCUCAGCCUUAUCAGCCUUUUCACAGACUGUUUCUCCUUUGAUUGUUAUGAACUCAGGAAGAUAUCGAGAGGAUUGUCUGGACAAGACAUGACAUCAGUAAACUGUUUCAAAGUUUUUCUUGCCAGCAUUCCAGGUAGAAAAUCAUCAUACACACUGAACAUGAAGAGAUGUAAGCUCACUGCUUACACUAGGAACAAGCCAGACAGUAGGAUAUAUGCAGAUUUAUUUUUUAGGACUUUUUAUGCCUUUAUUUAUGGAGAAAGACAGUGGAUAGAAUCAGAAACAGGGAUGAGAAAGUAAGGGAGAGACAUGCGAGAAAACAGGAGCUACAGGCUGCACUUGAACCUGGGCCGCCUGCAUACAUGGGACGCGCCCUUACCACGAGGCUAUCCGAAUGCCCUGAGAGUAAGAAAUAGACAGCAUAAGACCAAGUAUGACUUUGCUGUUUACAUGAUAAAACUUAGUAGGAUGAAAGAAAUCUGACUAGUCAUAGUCAAUAAUGGGAACAAUGCAGUGCAACAUAUCAAAGUACAAAAUUUAUAUUACAGCAAUCAAAUUUACACUAGCGAUUAAAACCUUUUUUUGCAAAAUAUAUAACUGAUAAAAAGAGAUAGGACAACACUAGCACAUUUUACACCCUGAUUUUUUGCAAAUUUUCCAGAGAUCUUGAGGAAUUACUGUAUUAUCAUGGAAAAAGCAGCUUUGUUAAAAAGGAGCUAAAUGAGUUAUAAUUUAGAGAAAAAAUUUACAUUUACAUAUUUUCACAGUUAGAGAGUAUAAUUUCCACUAAGGACUUUAGUACCACAUGGACUUUUUGCCAAGGUUUUUUUUUUUCCAAACUUGUUCCAUCCCACUGACAGCUCCUGACCCACCAGUUGAGAACCACUGGUCUAGCCAGAUGAAGGGAGACAAUAGUCUUGAAAACUCUUGUACUGAGCUAAGAAGCAAGGUGAGCCUCUUUAACAUAUAAAAACAUCCUUUCCACAAACAUGCUUCUAAUUGAACCCGUUUUAAACAAAGACUUUGUCUCUGGGUCAUAAUAUAGAGGUGGUAGGAGUCAUUAAAUGAUACUCAAUAUACUAUGGUAAUCUAACAAUAUCCAUCAAGUACAUGGCACAGAUAAUGUUUAUCUUGAAAUAUAUUUUAAUCUUCAUUAAAAAUGUGUAAAUGUUAUCAGUUGUAGAAUGUUUUAGUAAAAAAACAGAGCGUGAUUUUGAAUUUUCAGUAAACCUUGUUUAUAAGUCAGAAAUGCUUUGACUAACUUGAAGAGGAAGAAUUUGCCAUAGGACAAGUGUUAUUAAGACCUCUCCCAGCAGUCAGAAUCUAACUAAUCUAGUCAUGUCCAUUCGUAAUCCUCCCUCGUCUUCAAUAAGGCUUCAAGCUAUAAAACUCACAGCCUUCCUUGUUGAGUUAGAGACUUUGGAAACCUCUGGACACUUAUUCCAAUGAUGUCACGCGACCAAAAAGCCCUUUCAGUGUUUGUAUUUCUGGACCAUUUUUUAACCCAAUUACAGAUCCAGCAAGUAGAACACACAUGAAGGGCACAGCAAUAACUACUGGUGGCAGUCCCAGCACUAAGACGUCUCCAUCAGCAUUUCUCUCCAUCCCUGGCCUGCACUCAGACAGGUUUGUCUCUCACUGACGCAAUGGGACCAAAAAGAAACUGUUAGUGAGGCGCCGGAGGAAGGUUCACGACCUGAAAUGCACCAUUGACUGAGAAAAAAUGUGUUUUUCUACUUUUUAUGUGCGUGUGCACUGAUGCGUGAGUGUUUUCUUUAUUCCUUAGUAGUGAGAGCAGUCAGUAUAUUUUCUGUCAGCUCUAUUUUCUGGCCGAGGCACAGAGCCCCAUCUUAAAAGUGUCAGUGACAGUGUGGCUCAACACUCUCAUUUUCCUGCCUGCUGUGCCCCCUGUUGUGCAAAUUUAUUACAAUAAUAAUUCCACUGGCUAAAAAUGUGCGCCAACAGGCUUGCUGUGGGUGUUAUAACUCAUUACCUGAAGGGUAAUGGUUGUACACAUUGGAGAUGCACUGUUAUGUGUUGGUCGAACAGUCUAAGCAAACACUUUUCAUAGUUCUUCACACCUUUUUAUAUCCUGUGCAAAUAUUAACCUUUUGCAGUUUUUUUGCAUACAUUUAAUUAUUAUGCUUAUCUAAAUUUAAGGUAUUAGCUUGUUGUUUGUGUUAUAAAGCUGGUCUUUAUGUUAAAACAUCUGAAUUUUCUUGUAAAGGAAAGCCUGCUAAAUUUCAAGUUUUGUAAACUGCUGUUGUUUUACUUUAUUUUAACACUCGUUAUUGCUGUGACUAAUGCAAAGUCAAACGUGUCAGAUGCAAAAAUAAAUUAUUAUAUAUUUUUAAGAAUGCAAUGUGUUUCUUCAAAUUAAUUUUCAAAUACGACCAAAUCUGUCUUUCUUUCUUUCUUUAUAUACAGUUGAAAAAUUGUAUGAUUUUACACGUCUCUGC
Cheilinus undulatus (humphead wrasse) is the source of this 3357-nucleotide messenger RNA. RefSeq lists its product as uncharacterized. The transcript is spliced from 3 exons. NCBI's taxonomy places the organism in Eukaryota, Metazoa, Chordata, Actinopteri, Labriformes, Labridae. Gene Ontology annotation, molecular function: nitrite reductase [NAD(P)H] activity; 2 iron, 2 sulfur cluster binding. The record is from RefSeq and is a predicted model, not a curated record. Bases 396 to 800 code for a protein of 134 amino acids.